GCCACUUAUUGUGAGCGUCUCUUUAUACCAUUAUUUACUUGGUGUACGUGACUGUUGUUUAUGAUAUCUGCAGAUUAACACAACCAAAGGCUUCAGAUCACUGUUUUGAUUUCCGGAAACAAAAGUUUUACGUUUAUUAUCUGAUAAACAUUCAAACAUAAAAUGGAAGGUAGAAGGUUUGAGCGCCGAGCAACAGAAUGGCUACCUGGUAUGGAAGGUAAAUAUGUUGCCCGAGGACAAUUUAAUGGUGAAUGUAUCGCUGUUCUCACAAGCGGUGGAGAUGCUCAAGGAAUGAAUGCAGCUGUACGAGCUGUAGUCCGUAUGGGAAUAUACUGCGGAUGCCGAGUAUUUUUCAUCAGAGAAGGAUAUCAAGGUCUUGUAGAUGGUGGUAACAAUAUUCAGGAAGCAUCGUGGGCAGAUGUUUCUGGUAUUCUCCAAUUAGGAGGUACCAAGAUUGGAUCAGCUCGUUGCAUGGAUUUUCGUGAACGUUAUGGACGUUUAAAAGCUGCUGAAAAUUUAGUCAAAAAUCAAAUUACCAAUUUAGUGGUUAUUGGUGGUGAUGGUUCUUUAACCGGUGCUAAUCUAUUUCGAGCUGAAUGGUCAAAUCUAUUGGAAGAACUUGUCACAUUAGGUAAAAUUAGUGCAGAAAAUGCCAAACAAUUUCAUCGUUUAAAUAUUGUCGGUUUAGUCGGUAGUAUUGACAAUGAUUUUUGUGGUACAGAUAUGACAAUUGGAGCAGACUCAGCAUUGCAUAGGAUUAUUGAAGCGACUGAUGCAAUCUCUACCACAGCUCAUUCGCAUCAAAGAUGUUUUAUUUUAGAGGUGAUGGGUAGACAUUGUGGUUAUCUAGCACUUGUCGCAUCUAUGGCAUGUGAAGCUGAUUGGGUAUUUAUACCAGAAAUGCCACCAGCUGAUGAUUGGCGUGAGAAAUUGUGUCAUAAACUUCGAAUGAAUCGUGAACAUGGACAACGUGUCAAUAUAAUUAUGGUUGCUGAAGGUGCUAUCGAUAGAGGAUGUAACCCAAUCACUUGUGAAUUGGUGAAAAAUUUAAUAGUAUCAGAACUUCAACUUGAUACACGUAUAACUGUUUUGGGUCAUGUACAACGUGGUGGUUCACCAUCAGCCUUUGAUCGUAUUUUAGGCAGUCGUAUGGGAGCUGAAGCUGUUCUAGCCCUAAUGGAUGCUGAUCGUGAUCCUAAUCUACCAUCAUGUGUUAUUAGUUUAGAUGGCAAUCAAGCAGUUCGUGUGCCACUUGUGAAGUGUGUUGAGAGAACACGUAAAGUUGCUGAAGCAAUGAAAGCUCGUGAUUUUGAUCAUGCUGUUGAAUUACGUGGAGCGAGUUUCAUGAACAAUUUAGCAACCUAUAUAAAACUUUCAAAAAUUGAACAACCACGUCAAAGUGUCAUGUCAUCUGAAAACAACUUGAGAAUCGGUAUCGUGAAUGUCGGUGCUCCAGCUUGCGGUAUUAAUGCAGUAAUAAGAGGAUUUACUCGUUUGGGUAUUACCAAAGGUUAUACGAUUAUCGGAAUACACGAAGGAUUCUCCGGUCUUGUUAAAGGUGAUGCUAGUGAAAUACAGUGGUCUGAUGUACGUGGAUGGGUGGGAAUCGGUGGUUCUAUGUUAGGAACACGCAGAGACACACCAAAUAGUUUAGGUAUAGAGAAAGUGGCCGCGAGAUUUAAGGAAUUCAAAUUAAGCGGUCUUCUUAUUAUUGGUGGCUUUGAAGCAUACGAUUGUAUGAUAGAACUGGUUGAAGGACGUGAAAAAUAUCCUGAAUUAUGUAUACCUAUGGCGAUGGUACCAGCGACAAUUUCUAAUAAUGUUCCUGGUACUGAUUUCUCCUUGGGUUGUGAUACAGCUUUAAAUGAAAUAACCUCUGUUUUAGAUAAAAUUAAACAAAGUGCACUAGGUACAAAACGUCGUGUAUUUGUUGUUGAAACAAUGGGUGGUUAUUGUGGUUAUUUAGCUACAAUGAGUGCAUUAGCUGGUGGAGCAGAUGCUGCUUAUAUAUUUGAAGAGCCAUUUACAAUUGAUGAUUUACGUGAAGAUGUAGUACAUCUACGUGCAAAAAUUGAUGAUAAUGUUAAACGUGGUUUAAUACUACGAGCUGAAUAUGCUAAUAAAUAUUAUACAAGUGAAUUUAUUCAUCAAUUAUAUGCUCAAGAAGGUCAAGGUAUAUUUGAUUGCCGUUGUAACGUACUGGGUCAUAUGCAACAAGGUGAUAGACCAAGUCCAUUUGAUAGAAGUUUAGGUACAAAAUUUGCUUCGAAAGCAAUUGACUGGUUAGAUGAACAAAUCAAUGCUAAUAUACGUUCAGAUUGUAAGUUACAUAUUGUUUGUUUACCUUUUUACAUUCACAUGAUUACACAUGUAAUUUUAAUGCCUCCUGCUAUUCAAAUUUUAUAUUUUUCAUUGGGUUGAAUUCGUAGACUAACUAGUUGCUCAAUUUCAAAAUCGAAUUUUUUUUACCAACCUUCUAUAUUCAGUAAGAACUUUCGUCUUACUAUGAAUGAAUAAUUAGUUUUUCUUCAACAGUUUGAUCCAACUUUUUCCAGGGAAAUAUCGCAAAAUCAGAAAUAUAAAUCUGUUUACAAAUUAACUAUGUAUUAAACUAUUGUCUCGAAGUGAAUAUUAACUCGGGGAUACAGGUACAUCCAACUGAAAAACCUAAAAUAAGAUGAAGUGCCCGUUCUGGAUUUCACUGCUAGCCACCAUUCAUCUCUGUUUAUAAGGCUUGUGACUUCAUAUCAAUAUUAAGGUUAUCUUGACAAGAUAGGCGAUUGACUGAAAGAAACUGAUCAGUUGUAGUCCUCAACAUUAAUGGCAAGAUCCAAACAACCAAUACAAGUGUGUUCUAUUGAGAUCAUGAAUCGAUCAAUGUUAAACCACCAUUAAAAACCUAUAUAGUCUAAUAAUUUGAAAGAUGUAGAAUUUGGAAUUUGUUCGAAUGCAAACGUGAAUAAGAGUCAUUGGUGUAAAAUGUAUUUAAAAUGGUAUUAACAACAAGCAAAAAGUUGUAUAUAUAUGGAAAUCAUAUGCGAAAAAUUAUUCACCAAAAAUAGACAACUUAACUCUAUGGUUGUGAGUGAUCUUAAUUUUUGACUAUUUCGCCGGAACAAGCUUAAAUCAAACUGUUGAAUGAAAAUUUCAAGUUGCUCUUAUUUUCAGUCUCUGAGAUUUCUGUAAAUAUAUGAUUUUCCCUUCUCCAUUUGGCUACACAUGUCUUAUUUGUAUUGAUAUAUAAGCAAAUUAAUUGAUUUUCAUUGGGUAAGGAUAAACUCUAUUCUCGUUUGCAACUUUGGCCUUGAACCUGGCAACCAACCAAAAUGAAGUGGGAAUUAUUAUUUAAACCAUCGUAAUCCAUUAUGAAGGACGUGUUUCGCUUUCUGUCUUUUCUGCUGGCUCACAUGAAAAAUGUAAAGUUUUCUACGAUGAAAAUAUCACUCCACCAAGCUACUGACGUGUCUAGUGUAGGCCAGUCAGUCAUGAUCGAGGAAAAAUUACAACAUAGCAAAGGACAUACCUCCAAUUAAUUCUGUAAUAGACAUUAUUGCAAAAUAUCUACAACUAAGUGACUAAAUAAACGAAAACAUAACCUUAGUCACUGAUGACGUUACAUUCAGAUGACUUAACAACAUGGAGUUUAUUCCCAGCCUUUUCAUUUGCCUUAAAUGUUAAUCUUGGGAUUUAACAAGAUAUUAUUGUUAUUAUAAAUGAUUCGCUAUGGCUAAUAAGGUUGAACAUUUGAAUUAGAGUAUAGUCAGCUACAGUCUAUACACCAGGACAUUUAUGCUGUACACUAAUUGGUAUUGUACGUCGUCAGACAACCUAUUCAAACAUAAUGGAAUUGAGAGAACAUACAGAUUUCGAGUAAAUGUUUGUUUUUUUUUUUUAAUUUAUUUUAUAAGAUUUAAUUGUACUAAAAUUAUAAUGAUAAUGAAAUAGUUCAAUUUGAGGUAGAGGAAAAAAUAUAUGACAAAGAAAAAAGUGAUUUAAUAGUUAAAUUCAUGAAUCAAUUAAAACUAGACCACCAUGAAAAAUAUGGAAGCACUGCGUGGCUGUGUCGUCUUAGUAUUGGACUCCUGAAUAGGACAAAAUGGCCGUUCAAUGCUUCCAGAUUUUCCAUGGUAGUCUAGCUUUAAUUGAUUUUUGAAUUCAACUAUUAAAUUAUGAAAAUCUUCAUAAAAUCCCCCUUCUGAUAAAAGGAAUGGUGUUUAUUUCCUUCUUUUUUUUUAAAACCUCCUUAUCAUUAUGAUAUAACAUAAAUUAAAAGCGGUUAAUGUUUUAUAAUUAAAUGUAAUACUAAGUAAAUAGUAAUCAGUAAAUCAAUCCAUUAGUAAUAAACAAUAAUGAAAUGAAUGAUUUAAGCAGCUAUUUAUUAGAAUUGAUUAUAUCAAGAUAGAAAUUAGAAAAAGAAAAUAAGUUUAGGCUUAAAUUUUCUUAUUAGUUAAUUCACAUUGAUAUAAAAAUGUAAACAUUUUCAAAUUGACCUUGAUGUGAUCAGAUCCAAGUGAGACAAUUUUUUUCGAAUGUAAAGGUUUAAUUUAUUGAACUGAAUUCUUUAUAGUGUUCAUCAUAUGCAGAUAAUGAUAUCUUUGAUAGUGUAAUAUAAAUAGAAUGGGAUAGAUUACUUUAAAUGGUACAUCUAUAAUAAUUUGGUGAAUCAUAUUGACUCAGUAUGUGUUAGAUGUUGUGUUGUGCAGUGUCAGAUUCUUAAACACAAGCUUAAUCAAAUACUUAAGUGAAAAGAUAGAAGUAUAUGUCACAUUUUUUUUUCAUCAAUGGAAUGUGUCUACUUCCUUACAAAAACGAACAAUAUCUUGACUGAUCACCUGCACCUAGCAUCUGGCCAAUGUUUGAUUAGCCAACUGUAUCACUACAACAACAAUAGAUUUGCGAUUCUUUGAUCAUAACCUUAAAGUGUAUUAGCCAAAACUCAGAAAAUUGUAGUUACGGUUAUUUAUAUUGCGUUUUUAAGACAUAUACCAAGUUGUCAUAAGAACAUUCAGUCUAUAUUCUCAAGAUAACCUUAUGAUGACGAUGAUGAUUUCACGGUGACUGAAAAUAUGUUAUUUAAACAAGUAAUUAUAUUCGAAUGAUCAGUUUUAAAAUGAUUUUUUUUCUUCAUGAACAAGAACCAGCACUUAAAGAGAUACACAAAAGUAAACUCUGAAGAGAAUCAUCUUUAUAGAUAUUUCAUUAAAGACACAAACCUCAAAGAAAUUUAUCUCUUUAUUGCAUAAUCAAUUCAUCAUAAACUACUGAUAUCAUUUGUGUGGAAUUACUGAAACCACUAGGAAUUAUUAAGCACAGCCUCUUAUUUUGUUACAAAACCGCUGGAUUUUGACUCAGAGAUAUGCAUAAUGGUGAUUCUCCAGAUGAGUUAUAAAUUCACUCUGCUGUUAACAGUGCAACGAACGCCAGUGGAACAGACUGUUCAAGCUUCUGAACAGUUAGUUUGCUUUCAUCUUUCCAGUUAUUCUAUACACUCAUAUUUGAUCCACAUUAUUAACUCUAAACGUUCAUCCUAUAUUCUUGUGUAUGUACGUAUGUCUAUUUUCAUCUGUGAUCUAAUUGGCUAUGUAUUGACUCGCCGUAUUCUAUACGCAGUCUAUUUUUAUAUAUACAAUGAAUCGUCUUAAUUAGAAUGAGUUAUUUAAUUUACCAACUUUAUGCUACAUCAAUCCGUUCUUUGCUUACAUGAUUGUUUGUUUGUAAUUGAAUGCAUGAAUUGGAUGUAUUCUCACUUACAUUUCUUAUUUCGAUCAUUUGAUUCAAUGUUUCAUUAACGUGAUGUCCCAUUGGUUCAUUAGGAAAUUAAUUAUGAACGAUAUAUUAAAGUAAGACAGAGAGAUUGUAGAAAGUAUUUUUCUACAAACAAAAUUCUAAACUAUUUCCCAGACUGUCGAGCACAGAGUCUUAGCACAGCCAAAGUCAUAACAAGUAAGCUAUUUGGCUUGAUAAACUUUACCUGUUCCUAAAACGUAAAUUAAUACUGUUAUUUUGCAUAAAACAAUCUACUCAACACAUUAAACAGGAAAAAAGAGACAUCAAAAACAUACUGAACAGUAGCCAGAGGAUACGAAAAAUGAGACAAAAAACCUUAUAUCAGUAUGUGGAUUUGUGGGAAUUGUAGUAUUUCUACAGUUGAUUUCACGAGUCCAUCUAAGCUAGACCGCCACUGAAAACCUGGAAGCACUGAACGGCCGUUUCAUCCUAGUAUGUGACUCCUCAGCAGUGCACACCCAUGAUCCGAUGCUUUCAAGUUUUCAAGGGUAGUUUAGCAUAGAUCGACCCGUGAAAUCAACUGUGAAAAUCUAGUAUCGUUUAUGAUAAACGGAAAAAUUAUGAUUGCUGAAUAAACAAGGCACAACUAUCCAAAGCCAAAGAGAUUUAAUGUGGUGAUGGGCGUUUAAUAUUGUCAUUGCUGAGUUCAUUUAUCGAUCACACUUUACAGGAAUGAAAAAAAAUAUUCCUUUGUAUGUUUUCAUUCCCAGUGAUUCUCUCUUUAACUAAUCGCUCAUGAAAAUCUUUAUAAAAUUCUCUAUUUCUAUUUCCUUUAUAGACAUCGUUUACCAAAAGAAGAAUGGUGGCUUAGUUUACGCCCAUUAAUGCGUAUUAUGGCUAAACAUGAUAGUCUUUAUGAAUCAGAAAGUAUUAUGGCUGGAACUGAUAGAAAAUAAACAAUCAAUAUUUUAAUUUUAAUUUUAAAAAAUAAUAAUAAUAAGAGAAAAGAAAAAACAAAAGUGAAACAAAUUAUACUUUUUCUUUUGUUGAUUUCAAUUCAAUAUUAGUUUUUGCUUACUUUCAUUGAAUCAGAUCUUAUUAUUAUUGUUAUUAUUAUUAAUAGUAUUAUUAUUGAUAAUUUCCGUUUGUUUGUUUGUUUGUUUGUUUUCACUGAUUUAUUCGUUUAACUUACUACUACUAAUAAUUCAACCAACCCUGUCCAUCUUAUUCUGCUUUACCUGAGAUUGAUCACAUGUAUUGAAACCUGCAGGUUUAGUUAAAUUACAGAAUAUUAUUAUUAUUGUUAUAAGUCAUUUUAACCUUUCCAAAACCAAGAUGAUCACCAACAUCGCCUUUACUUUUGAAAUCUAGUUGUAGAAAAUUACAAAGGAACAUUUACUUUUCUUUUUCAAGACAAUGAAAAACAACAACAACAACAACAAAGAAAACAAUAAAGAAAUGAAAAACAUCAUCAAUGUGUUCCUUUCAUUCUGUUUUUUAUUUUAUGUUUUAGUGAGUCUAUGUAGUAGUAUUAAUAUAGUGCAAUAUAUAAAAAUUAACGAGUCAUUUUCCUCUUUUUUUUGUACAAUAGAGAAAAUGUAUAAUGAAAACUUUGAUUUUAUUUUAUCUUUUCAUGUAAUAAAUCGUUUAACCAUUUCUGUUCAAUAUUCUCUUAUAUAUUGUUUGACAUUAAAAAAAAAUAAUAAUAAGCACCUCUUGAAGUUCACUCUUUCCUAAAUUAUCCAGUUUUGAAUUGUUUUAGUUCUGUUAGAGUAUAAUAAGAAGUAAUUUUACACAUAGAGAUAGAUUGUCAUAUACAAGUUAAAAGAAAAAACAAAUUUUGUAACUAACGGAUCAUUAAGCAAUGAUCAAAUGUUAUAUUAGUCUAUUUCUUUAAUGAUGAUUGAAUACUGUUGUUGUAAAUGAAGACUUACGUAGGAAUAAACAAUUCGUUAUUUAAUUCAAAAUUACAGAAUAUCUUUGUAAAAUACUUUGUUUGUAAAUUUUCCAUCAAUUAUCUUUCACAUUCUGUAUGAUUCUUCUAAUUCAUAAUUUGUUUCUAUUCUCCUCAAUCUACUCAGGGUUGUUCUAUAAAGACAUUCUACUUUUGAUUGAUGUUACAUACUACUUAUACCUUUCGUCAUAAGUAGUUGAACAGGAAAUUCUGCCUGAUUUAUGUUUCAUACUAGUUGGCAUUUUUCAACAAGGUGUACCUUUGAAUUUAAGGGAACUAAUUCCCCCAUUGUAGGACUCACUUAACAUUAUAUGUGAAAAUUACAAACAUGUUUCAAUAAGCAGCAAACCUAGGUUCACUGUACUCUCCCAAUUAUCUUCAACCACGUAACAUCUCGAUACAUUCAUAUAAAUGAAAUCAAUAUUUGAACAUCACAUAAUUUAACUCUUUGUAAUUGUCAAAAUGCUUUAAUAUCAAAGUAUGGGAUAUUCCUAAUGGUUUAGAUGGUUAAUUUCACAUUAAUUAACUUGGACAGCUUAGAUAGACAAAAAUAACAUCCUUAUCUAUGUAUUGAACUUUAGUAAUUUACAUGAAACAACUGAAACAAGAUUAUCUCAAGGAACAAUAAACAAAAUAUCAUGAUAAUGGUUGAGAUUAAGUUAAAUACGAUUUCAUAUUUAAUGUUUAUUGUAAAACUCAUCUCACAGUGAGUUAGAUUUAAAAGUAACUGUUUUCCCUACUAUUAACCGAAGCUGAGUGAUUCUAAUAUGAAAGUUUAUGGAUAAUAAUUAUUUUUAUGUAUUCUAAGUUUUAAA
This is a messenger RNA of Schistosoma spindalis, 8496 nucleotides long. NCBI's taxonomy places the organism in Eukaryota, Metazoa, Platyhelminthes, Trematoda, Strigeidida, Schistosomatidae. The record is from the annotation of a GenBank genome assembly.